Actinia tenebrosa (Australian red waratah sea anemone) is the source of this 4381-nucleotide messenger RNA. RefSeq lists its product as uncharacterized. The record is from RefSeq and is a predicted model, not a curated record. Lineage: Eukaryota; Metazoa; Cnidaria; Anthozoa; Actiniaria; Actiniidae. Gene Ontology annotation, molecular function: iron-sulfur cluster binding; oxidoreductase activity; FAD binding.
CAUAUAUCAAUUACAAAGGCCACAUUGGUCGAUAGGUCAGUCGGAGGUUCUAAUUUGUGCCACAAGGAAAGACUUUUCGCUCGCCUGAUUUGUGAUACUUACAUCAAUCAAAAGAUCAAGAUCCAAAUUUAUCAUGGAUGGACCUCAAUGUUUACUUAUAAGUGAUGAGAAAAGCAAGAUAGUACUUAACAAAUGCUUCAAUGGGAUCGUCAAAACCGUGGAGCCCYCUGUCCUGUCAACCAUCACGUUCAAUAUCAAUGGAAUCAAGUACACAGUUGACAAUCCUGAUGCUAACACUAGCUUGAAUGAGUUCAUUCGAAACCAACCAGGCUUGAAAGGUACCAAGGUCAUGUGCCAUGAAGGUGGAUGUGGUUGCUGCGUGGUGGCGCUAGCAAGAACUGAUUCAGUGACAGGCAAAAAAGUUACCUUAUCAGUUAACUCGUGUCUUUUUCCAUUGUAUGCUGCUGAUGGUUGUGACGUGACAACAACUGAAGGCAUUGGAAAUCGUAAGCAUGGAUUUCAUGCCAUUCACAAGAGAGUUGCAGAGCAUAAUGCCAGUCAGUGUGGAUUCUGUACACCUGGGAUGGUYAUGAACAUGUACAGUCUUCUGAAAGAAUGUCCAAAGCCCACCAAACAACAGAUUGAGGAUAACUUUGACGGCAACAUUUGUCGUUGCACAGGUUAUCGUCCCAUUUUGGAUGCUAUGAAAUCCUUUGCUGCUGAUGCAAAUCCAAUCGACAUUGAGGAGCUGAGCAAGUGUUCUGGUAAGUGUGAUGACUGCCUGUGCAAAAGACAAGGUGCUGUACCGGCAAACGAUUCUGGUGUCAAGUGGUACGCUCCUAAGAACCUAGCAGAACUGUACACCAUCUUGGAUAACAAUGGUAAAGAGAGUAUUAAACUGGUUGCUGGAAACAGUGGGAAAGGAGUGUUUAAAAAAGAAGGACCUUUUGAUGUUUUUGUGGACAUCAAUGCAGUUCAGGAGCUGCACUGUGUAACGGAGGUUAAUAAUCAUCUUAUUGUUGGUGGAGGGGUUUCGUUGUCAUCUUUCAUCAAACUUUGCGAGGAAAACGCGAACAAGUCAUCUUCCUUUACACCCAUUGCCGAGCAUCUUAGAGUGGUCGCCAACACUCCCGUUCGAAAUGUUGGGUCCCUUGCUGGUAAUCUGAUGUUGGCUCACGACCAUUCAGACUUUCCUUCAGACCUCAUGACCAUCCUUGAAACUGCAGGAGCAUCCGUACUGAUUGGUGGACCCCAGCUUACUCAAGUAUCUUUGAAAGACUUCUUGACUACUGACAUGAAGAGGAAGGUUCUUGUAGCCAUUAUUCUUCCCUUUCUUCCUGCAAAUGUCGUCAUGAGGACUUUCAAGAUUACACCGAGGUCACAGAACGCCCAUGCCUAUGUCAACGCCGGAUUUGCUUUUCCAAUCGACAAAACAACUCUUACAUUGACUUCACAACCACGUAUUGUCUAUGGAGGCAUUACAUUCAACUUUUUUCGUGCGUUGAACACUGAGAGUUUUCUCAUCGGUAAGAAACUAACAGCUGAUACCCUCAAAGAUGCCCUUGAAAUUCUUGAUGCUGAGAUUGUGCCUAGCCCUGAGCUCAUAGCUCAUAACGGAAGCACUGUGGCGUACCACAAGGAUCUCGCUUUGACCCUCUUUUACAAGGGUUACAUUGCUGCACUAGGUGACCAGGCCUCGCCUCGUCUCCAGUCUGCUGGGAAGUCUAUUCUUCAUGAAAGAGCAAUUUCAAGUGGCAUUCAAAGCUACGAAACCAAGCCUGAUAUGUUCCCCGUCACCAAACCUAUGACUAAAAUUGCUGCCAAUCUACAGGCAUCUGGUGAAGCUGAGUAUGUCAAUGACAUCCCAUCCCGAGAGGGGGAGGUGUACGCAGCUUUUGUGACAAGUACUAAGGGUAAUUGCAAAAUCGAAAAUAUCGACCCUUCUGAUGCCCUGGCGUUGCCRGGAGUGAUAAAAUUCUUUGAUGCCAAAGACRUACCAGAAGGAGGGGAGAAUAAUGUGGCUUUUUUCAACCUACCAGGACCUAAAGAAGGAGUAUUUUGUGAAGGAGAUGUACUGUUUGUUGGUCAUGUCCUUGGAAUCAUUGUCGCAGAAACACAGCAACUUGCUGACAAAGCUGCCAUGAUUGUCAAGRUAACAUACAAGGACUGCAAGCCGCCUAUUCUCACCAUUCAACAAGCCAUCGAGGCCAAGUCUUUUGCUCCUCCAUUUCCCUUCUGCCCGGACAUCAAUGUUGGAGAUGCUGAAGCUUCGAUGACGUCAGCAUCCCACGUGAUCAGCGGCGAGGUUGAGUGUGGUGGUCAGCAUCAUUUCCACAUGGAGACACAGGUUGCUUUGUGCAUAUCUGAGGAGGAUGGGAUGACCGUCUAUAGCGCAUGUCAAGGAGGGGACUUAGUACAGAUGGGUGUGGCCAGAUUUUUGGGCGUCUCUUCAAACAGCGUGGAUGUUAUUGUCAGACGUUGUGGAGGUGCCUUCGGAGGUAAAGCCACAAGAUCAAUGCAAGUAGCCUGCGCAUGCACACUGGCCAGUAAAAUACUUGACAGGCCUGUCAAAAUGAAGAUGAACUUCAACACCAACAUGCAGACAAUGGGAGGAAGAUCUCCACACAAGGCUAAGUACAAGGUUACCUUUAAUGACGAUGGGACACUUCAGGGAGUUAUUUUGAACUACUAUGCUGAUACAGGAUGCACAGGAGAGGACAAUGACCUUAUGCUUGUUUCUUGUUUCCCUAUCAUGUCAGUGUACUUCUGCCCAAGCUGGAAAAUCAACCAUUACACUUGCCUCACCAAUAAAGCUUCCACUACGUUUUGCCGUGCACCAGGUCAGGUCCAGAGUGUUUUCUUCAUGGAGUCAAUCAUGGAACAUGUUGCUAAAGCACUCAACAUGACACCAGAGGAAGUGAAAGAGAAAAACCUGUACGAGAAUGGACAGAAAACCCCAACUGGUGAAACGAUUCCACACUGUAAUAUCCGGGGACUUUGGAAAGAAUUGCUGGAAAAUUCUGAAUUCGCAAAGAGAAAGGCUGCAGUAGAGGAAUUCAAUAAGAACAACCGUUGGAGGAAGCGUGGUCUAUCUCUUGUGCCUGGGAAGUUUAACGUCGAAGCUUACAUGAGCUCAUUCACCGUGUUUGUAUCGAUCUUUAAACACGAUGGUACGGUGGCUAUUGCUCAUGGUGGGGUUGAGAUGGGACAAGGAAUCAAUGUCAAGGGGGUGAUGGAAUGCUGUAACCUCUUGAACGAACGCAUCAAACCCAUCCGUGCGAUGAAACCUGACGCAUCAUGGAAAGAACUGAUCACCUUGUGUGGCUACCAAGGUGUUGAUCUGUCUGCCAAGUACCUAGUUCGUGGUUCUCCCAAGGAAGAAAUGUACGUCGCUUAUGGCGUGACGUGCACUGAAGCAGAAGUUGACAUCCUGACUGGCGAGAGACUCAUUCUGAGGUCUGACAUCUUGUUUGACUGUGGAGAAAGUAUGAAUCCAGACAUCGACAUUGGRCAAGUUGAAGGGUCUUUUGUGUUUGGAAUGGGUUACUGGUUGACCGAGAAAGUGUACUAUGAUGCACAAACUGGACAGGAGCUGUCUACUGGCACUUGGACUUACAAGCCACCCACAACCAAGGAUAUUCCAGUUGACUUACGAGUKACACUCCUGAAGAACACGCCAAACCCGCUUGGCUUCUUACGAUCAAAAGCCGUAGGCGAGCCUCCAAUUACCAUGUCCUGCUCGUGUUUGUUUGCUGUGAAACACGCGGUGGAAGAAGCAAGGAAGGAAUCCGGCAAUGAUGGCCAUUUCACACUCAAUGGUCCUGCAACUGUCGAGCGAACACAACAAAGCUGCCUCGUCCACCGUGAUCAGCUACAUAUUUAAGAUUAAGGUCCAUCGGUGUUACUAUGGCAACAAAACGUGUUGUCAAGGAGUCAUCUUUAAAAUGUACCGAGUAUAUCGUAGAAAUAGUGCAAACUGUAAAAACAAAAAAUAAUUAGUGAUUUUUGUAUUAGAAGUACAGUAUUAUUUUUGUAGAUGUCAUAUAAUAUUACCUUUUUAUCGUAUUUCGGCUCUAGACUAUACACGCAAAAAUUAGAUAURAAAAUGUCACGCAUUGAUUAUAAGAAUGUCACGCAUUACUUUGGUAAUAGUAUAACAUUCUARCGCAAGUUCAUAUUCGGGAAAUUAUAUACUGCUAUGAUUAGUUAACGGAGAAAAUUAAGUUGUUGAAUUGAAAUCAGUCUUAAUGAAAAAAAAAUUAUAUAGAGGGGUCUGUAUACAUUAUUAACUAACGUUAUACUAACCUAUAUGUCAUAGUUUUCUUUCUCUUUACUAUACCAUUACCAUUUUUUGAAUGCUAUAAAUAAAAAUGUUGAUUCA